UUGUAUACUACAUUUUCUUGUGUGUGUGUGUGUGUGUUUUGUUUUUUAAACUAAGAAAAUAUUUUCAGGGAGUAUCAAGCUUGAAGGUAGAUCAACAACUCUUUUAUGAUCCUGAAGGAAUUGCCAUUCCACUUGGAUAUGCAGUGGUGGAUGUGGAAAUGGGAUGUAAUCGAUUUUGUCGACAAUUUAUACUAGAAAGAAAAAGCCUUCCUAGAAAGUUCCUGCAUAGCAAUUUGCAGACACCUCGUCCGAACAUAGACCGUUUUCACACAUACAGAUCAGCCAGGCAGUGUGGGAUGUUAUUAUUCAAUCCAACAAUGAUGGGUUCAAACGAAAGUAUCAGGCAGCUUGGAUGCGUUGAGCUCAUUCCAUUAGAUGUGAAAAAAGAUUUAUUUGAGAAACUGACAGUAGCAUUAUCCCGCAUAUGGAACCAAAACGUGAACAUAAGCAGAGCAUGUCACGGACCAGCAUUAAAGAUGACUAUUAAACCAGGGCGAGGCUCGCCUGUACAGCACGACAUAAAUGUUGACAUAUCUGUUUCUCUUCACUGUGAUAUACCAAUUACAGCAUUUGGAUGGCCGAGGGAAGAAACAAAGAGAGCUUUCAGCAUGGAGCAUAUAAACGAAGUUUUGAAAGCUGGGAUUCAUCUUGUACCUAAAAAAGACCUGUUUUGGGCGAUAUCUUUCUCCAAAGCAGAGCGGGCACUUCUAUCUAUAUUAGACGCAGAUCAAGGCUGUAGAAAAUAUGUCGCUAAAAUAAUGAAGAAGCAUGUAAUGACAUGUAGCUCCCAGUCAUCGAACGGCCUUCCGGGAAUUUCGUCACAUAUAAUAAAGACACAAAUCUUAUGGUCUUGCGAGAAACAUCACAAUUGUCCAGACUACUGGCAUUGGGGGAACAGGGACAUAUGUCUGAUCAACACAAUGAAGGAGUUGGAAAAUACUCUGACUUCCAAGAGACUGCUCGAUUACUUUAACCCAGCUGUUAACAUUCUGGAAGACAAAGAGGCUGCUGUGCUAACCAAGUUAGCAGAGUUCAUGCAGAAAAGGAGGAAUGAACUUGAGAAUAUGAAAUAGAAUUAACCUAUAUUAACUACACAAAAAUGACAUUGUUGAAACUAUCAUUUCAAGCAUUAUCUAAAUUAUUUUCACAAAUCAUUUACUCCGUCGAAACUGAUGGCUCUAUUUUGGGACAUCUUGUAUCAAUUUUCUAAAGUUUUUUAAGCGCUGCCAAGAAAAGCUCUCGUUGAAAUCAAAUCUGUUUACUGCUUGAUGUAAAUAAAGUAAACUAUACAGAUUUAAUUACAGGUGGCUUUCCCAAGUGACCAUUCUUUUUGUUUUACAAGCUUCUGUCAAUUAUUUUAGGUGUAGAUUGGAUUCCAGGUUUCGUUAUUUCUUAAUGGACUUUGAAAUGGUAAAAAG
Molecule: messenger RNA, 1418 nt
Organism: Mercenaria mercenaria
Lineage: Eukaryota; Metazoa; Mollusca; Bivalvia; Venerida; Veneridae
Product: protein mab-21-like 3
Exons: 3
Coding region: 159-1073 (304 amino acids)
Source: RefSeq, a predicted model, not a curated record